AUGGCGGAACAACCUCUCCCGUUCGAGGAUCAUGCAAUUCCGGCCGUCGACGACGAAGAAGACUACACUGGUGGCGAUGAUACUAGGGAUGAAUUGGAAGAGGAGACGCAUGUCGAUCCAAUGAACGCUUCAGCUAGUGCGAAUCACGACGGCGUCGUUUUGCCUAUAACCCGUACUGGUGUGCUCACUCUUUCUUUUGAGGGUGAGGUUCACGUCUUUCCCGCUGUCACACCUCAGAAGGUUCAAGUUGUUUUGCUGCUUUUGGGAGGACGUGAUACGCAAGCGGGCAUGCCUACUGAUGAACUUCCAUUUGAUCAAAGUUAUAGGGGCAUGAGGGAUAUUACAAGGCGUCUGAAUCUUUCCCGAAGAAUAGCCUCCUUAGUCAGGUUCCAUUCAAAGCAUCAAACAACUCGCAGUGACAACAACGUUGACAUCACCAGAUCAUUAUUUGCAAGCUACAACUGA
Lathyrus sativus (Indian pea) is the source of this 465-nucleotide messenger RNA. NCBI's taxonomy places the organism in Eukaryota, Viridiplantae, Streptophyta, Magnoliopsida, Fabales, Fabaceae. The record is from the annotation of a GenBank genome assembly.